Messenger RNA from Octopus bimaculoides (California two-spot octopus), 1170 nucleotides. RefSeq names its product ubiquitin C-terminal hydrolase PSMD14. Lineage: Eukaryota; Metazoa; Mollusca; Cephalopoda; Octopoda; Octopodidae. The record is from RefSeq and is a predicted model, not a curated record. Gene Ontology annotation, molecular function: metallopeptidase activity; protein binding.
GGUAGCGGCGCCCGGUAACAUAUACCGGAAGUUAAGCUAUCCCAAAAUCCCCGGUUCCGUUAUGGUUAUUUAUUGCUGAAUCACUCGUGAAUUCUCGGACAAUUAAAAAGCUAUAAUGGAUCGAUUACUUCGGCUUGGAGGUGGAGUGCCGUCUCUUGGACAGGGUGCACCCCCAACAGAUGCCCCAACUGUCGACACGGCUGAACAAGUUUACAUCUCUUCUCUUGCUCUUCUGAAGAUGUUAAAACAUGGCCGUGCUGGUGUCCCCAUGGAAGUCAUGGGUCUUAUGCUUGGAGAAUUUGUUGAUGAUUAUACUGUACGAGUUAUUGAUGUAUUUGCCAUGCCACAGUCUGGAACGGGUGUAAGUGUGGAAGCUGUUGAUCCUGUUUUCCAAGCCAAGAUGUUAGAUAUGCUUAAACAGACUGGCAGGCCAGAAAUGGUAGUUGGUUGGUACCAUUCCCAUCCAGGUUUUGGUUGUUGGUUGUCUGGUGUAGAUAUCAACACCCAACAGAGUUUUGAAGCCUUAUCUGAAAGGGCCGUUGCUGUUGUUGUAGAUCCCAUCCAGAGUGUGAAAGGAAAAGUCGUUAUCGAUGCCUUCCGCCUGAUCAAUCCAAAUAUGAUGGUUCUUGGACAGGAGCCAAGACAGACAACCUCCAAUUUAGGACAUCUUCAUAAACCCUCAAUCCAAGCAUUAAUCCAUGGUCUCAACCGACACUAUUAUUCCAUUGCUAUCAACUACCGUAAAAAUGAACUAGAACAAAAGAUGUUACUGAACCUUCACAAGAAGAGCUGGGUGGAUGGUUUGACAUUACAAGACUACACCAGUCAUUGCAAACUCAAUGAGCAAAUUGUCAAAGAGAUGCUGGAACUGGCCAAGAACUACCACAAGGCCCUUGAGGAAGAAGAAACAAUGACUUCAGAACAGUUGGCUAUCAAAAAUGUGGGCAAACAGGACCCCAAGCGCCAUCUAGAAGAACAUGUAGAUGUCCUUAUGACCAAAAAUAUUGUCCAGUGCCUAGGUGCCAUGCUUCAUACUGUUGUCUUUAAGUAAUCAAUGCAUUUUUUUUUUUUUGGAUUAUUUUUAUCUUGUCUUUUUUUUUUUCAAUGUUUUGGCCACUUCCCCAUUGUUUUUAACCCUUAAACAAUAAAUAAUAAUAAUAAUAAUAAUAA